Messenger RNA from Sorghum bicolor (sorghum), 1842 nucleotides. RefSeq names its product RING-H2 finger protein ATL80. The transcript has a single exon. NCBI's taxonomy places the organism in Eukaryota, Viridiplantae, Streptophyta, Magnoliopsida, Poales, Poaceae. Bases 561 to 1379 code for a protein of 272 amino acids. The record is from RefSeq and is a predicted model, not a curated record.
CUCUGCAACCUCGUGAAUCCUUACAAGGAGCCAUUUUUUAGAUGGUUGUUUGGCACGACUCCACGGCAAGAACCACAAGAAGUUGAUUGAGGGGGGUAUCAAAGUCAUUUCCGUUUCUCGUAUUAUGUUUUACUAAAAUUUCUAAAGAUCCUUGUAUUUAGGUGCAUAUUUGCACGGACCUUGUUAUACCAGCAUGGUAGAGCUGUAGAGGGGCAGAGCCAAUGGAUGGGAAGUGUUGUUAGGAGUCUAGGACCAAUAAUGUAGUUGGAUUUUUUUCCCCCCUCCAAGAGCUACUGUAGGAAGCUUGCAAUGCGGGGAACACGAAGGGCAUAGUCGUCAAAUGCGCCGUUCCGCCCACAACGCAAGGCAGUCCGGGUCCGGCAGUCCUCCCUCCCACUCCCUACCCGAAAGCUUCACCCGGACGCUUGCCCUUCUCCGUCAUUAACCAUCCCAACCUCCGAGACCGGGACGGGUCGGGACCUCCCCUUUGCGUCCUCUCGCCGCUCCCUUCUGACGGAAACGCCCCUCACCCACCGGGCGCGCGACCGACGCCGCCGGCGAUGCUCCGGCCGUCGUACUCGCGGCGCCUCCUCCAGAGCAGCAGCGACAGCGGCGGCGCCAUCCUCCCCAACCCGAACCAGAGCCCGAGCCGCAUCCCGGGCAUCCCGCCCGCCGACCCGCCCCCGGCCGUCAACUCCGAUGUCGUGGUGAUCCUCGCCGCCCUCCUCUGCGCGCUCAUCUGCGUCGUGGGCCUCGCCGCCGUCGCCCGCUGCGCCCGGUCCCGCCGCCGCAACAGGGGCGCGGAGGCCGACGACGGCGCCGCCCCGGCGUCCCCCUCGAGCAACCCGGGCAGCGGCGGCGGCGGCGGCGGCGGGCACCACCACCACCACCACCACGCGCAGCAGGCCACCGGCGCGAGCGUGGCCACUAACACCACUACCGCCGCUGCCAGCAAAGGGCUGAAGAAGAAGGCGCUGAAGGCGCUGCCGAAGCUGGCGUACGCGGACGCGGUGGCGGCGGCCGCGGCGGCGCGCGGCGCGGCGCCGGCCGCGGAGGGCGAGGAGGAGGCGAAGGCGGAGGAGCUGCUGGCGGAGUGCGCCAUCUGCCUGGCGGAGUUCGGCGAGCGGGAGGAGGUGCGCGUGAUGCCGCAGUGCGGGCACGGGUUCCACGUCGCGUGCGUCGACACCUGGCUGCGCUCCAACUCCUCCUGCCCGUCCUGCCGCCGCCCCAUCGUCCUGGACGACCCGGCGCCCCCCAAGCGCUGCCGCAAGUGCGAGGCCGUCGUCCUGGAGGCCGUCCUCGCCUCCUCGUCCGCCGCCGGCGGCGGUGGCAGCAGCGGAGGCCGCCGCGGCGGUGGCGGUGGGGGAUUCUUGCCGUAGUAUAUCAGCAGUAGUUGGCCGGUUGUCUGAUUGUCUGACGGGUGGGGCCAGGCCGGUCCUACUCCUGGGUUGUUGAGCUGCCACCAUCAGCCCGUGCCCACAUGUCAUUAGCGCAGCCAAGAUCCCCUCUAAAGCAAUGAAAACGAAGAAUAACUAGUAGAAGGAGAGAAAAAAAUGUGAUUCUUUUUGUACAACCUUUUGGAGUUCAGCAGCAACUUUGGCUUGUGGGGGGGCAUCACAUCUGUUGGAAACUUUGCAGCUGGUAACUGUAAAGGGAAAUUGUGAAUUGGGGUAAAAAAUAUAUAUUUGUGUUAUAUAUACUAGUAGUAGUUUCUAGUUUGUACUGAAAGGCUAUUUGCAGUGACUGAAGUAGAGAGGAUUUAAACCAUGGAUGUUUUUUUUAUAAAAAAAACAUGGAGUUUCUCUCAUCAGUAUAUACUAGACUAGGUGUGCUUUGGCAUUA